GAAUCAGUGAACACAUGUCGUGCUUGCGGAAGCAUUCAAAAUUUACCUUUCCCCUCGUCCCAGUGUGUUAAUGCACGUUGAGAAACAAUCAUAUUGGCAAUGUAUUUUACACAUAAAUGUUACGGUAUCCUCCUACUUUACAUUCUAACAAUCACUCGGUAUCUGCGAGGUCAGGCUCACGAUUCGACGGGUAAAAUAAUAAUCCACACACCUGUUGAGUUCACAGAAUCCACACAAAAUCCUCUUUCAAGCGACAGUGUCUCCCGUAAUGAUAAACUGACUCAUUACACCCCGACGACAAAGACCAACGUCCGUCAAACAAACCAGUCAAGAAACCGCGUAGAAAUGCCAGCGCGAAGACAGAUCCACGAGACCAAGCCACGUGAAAUUGGUGAAUCAUACGAAAAUGUAUAUUUUCGCACGUUAUCUCCGGACUUUGGAGAUUUGAACAGAUCACGACUUUCAGGUAGAAAACGAAUGGUGGUAUUCAAUGAUAAGAACGACAAGUACCAUGCCAAACAACACGAGGAGAAGCAUUCGGAUGGUGUACCAUUUAAAUCCUAUAGGAAUAUCGAUUGCAAUCAAGGAAAAAUUCAGAAUUUACAUUGUGGAAAGUUUUCUAUCACAGGAAACGAUGAGAACCACUCACAAAUGGCAUACCACUCAAAUUCAGUAACUCCAGGAGUGCGUGCAGGAAAGAUCCGAGUUCGAGGUGAGAUAGCGAAAGCAGAGAGCUGGAUGAGAAUGGAGCCAGACGUAGAAUGUGGAGAUGAGUCUAUGACCCUCACUGUCAGAGGGAGACGAGCCCUACAUCUGUUAGUAGACAGAGCAAAUGCCUCUGCUGUCCCCCUGGCCCAACUACCCUCUCAAUGUGGCUACUCCGUCGAGUCGACCUGGCGAGACUUGACGUUUGUGGUACCUUAUAAUGCCUGUCACGUCAACCAAGAAGUGGAUGGUAGUUAUGUGUUGCCUCUGAUCUGGAGAGGGACCCCUGUGAAGAUGUCCUGCCCAAUGUCCCAGGCCCUGGCCCCCUCCUCCCUCUGCUGCUCAUCUCAGGGAAUGACUGUCAGACUGCAAGUUCAAGGAGCCAAAGAGGAGCUCAGAGUCAAGGUUAGAGGAAAAUGGAUGCCACUGCUUUCGCUGGCCCUGCAGUGUGGCUACAGUAUGGACAGGCAACAUGGAACGCUGCUCAUAUCUGCACCCUUCACUGCCUGUGGGAUCACAUCAAAGGAUGGAAAAUACACUCUCUCUCUUCAAAUAGGAGAGAAAGCCGUCACACUGGCCUGUCCUUCUCUGCCUGUCCAAGCAACACAACCCCUCCGACCUGCAGCAGAUUUUCCCCAUUAUGUAACUAUGGGCCCAACAAGCUCAGUUUCCUCAACCCUGCUGUCUAACCCUUCUUCCAUAACCCUGUCUUACCCAGUGCGUCACCCAUCCUUCCCAUUUAAUCCCCUGCCCACAUUGCCCCCUAAUCAGCCUCCCAGCCCUGGUAUCCAUGUUACUUCUCCCUUGACUACAGGCUCCUCUGUCCAUCCUCCCCUGGCUCAGCGUCUUCAGGCCUACCCAUUCUCUCAGUAUGACUACCUCCACACGAUGCCCCUCAGUGAGUCAUACCAGUCACCCCUCUCCUCUAGUCCCCCCUCUCAACUCCCAACUACAGGCCCCACUAAGUCGAAGCCAGGCCACACUCCUGUCCCAAGCCACCCCAACUACAAUAACCCCCAUGUUACUCAGUAUUCUUCCACUACAGCUGGUCAUCCAGUUCACUCUGAAGCCCUCACUCUCCUACCCCCUGAGUAUACUCGCCACCCAUACUACCACAACUACCAUCACCCCAACAUCCCUAUGUUUGAGCCACCUCAAGGGCCCAGUAAUGGUGCCAAGACGGGUACUUCCACCAAUGGUCCUCAGGUUGAACCACCUGCCCCUCACAACCUUAACCCAAUCUUCCGGGUGUUUCCGCACUACUACCUCUACCACCCCAAAGUGCCUCCCUAUAACCCACCCCAACACCCUUGGCCUGUUACCCCUGCCUCUCACUCCUCUACUCUCCCGGUUAGCAGUUCACAAACACACCGUCAAACUCCUGUUCCUCAUGUGCCUCACCCUCCACCCUAUCCUCACUACUACACCCCUCAAACACCCAGUGGUGAGGUCAAGAGAUCCCAUCACCCUGAUAACCCUUUUAUUAAUCUUCAAUCUUUGAAACCUAUCACUUCCCCUAUCUCAUCUCCCACUUUAAUAGAGAUCCCAUUCUACCAAUACACUCUUAAUUUUCCCUACAAGCCUCCACCGAUCCAGAAACAUAGACUUGGUCUCCAGACCAACAAUCCCUCUAGACCCAUGGACGAACAUCCUCCAGUUGUCCCAUCUCCCCCUGCGUCGUCUCCUGAUCAAAGUGGAAAGUCGCACCCUCAUGGUCACCUGAAAUGGCUUCCACAACAACAACCCUCCAAUUCACACACAGCCCAGAGUCUGUCUACUAGUUCUACCUCUGUUGCCCAUGCUGCAACCAAACCUCUUCUCUUUCCAAACUUCCCCCCGUUGUACUACCCUCAUCUGAAAUCACCCAUCAGCAACCCUCAACAAGAACAAAACCCUGUUACUGUCCUCCCCACUGCUCCGCCUGCAUCCUCUUCAACCUCUACUCCAGCAUCUGGCCAUCCAGUUUAUCCACACUACUACGAUCAUCCAUACUAUUACUACACAAUGCCUUAUGAUCCAUACAGAUUACCCCAACCUGUUGAUCAUGCAUUUUCUGCCCCAUCUAAAGGAGCUCCGACUCCAUCUCAGACCUCUGCUCAUCACACUAUGGAAACCUUUCACCAACCAGCCCUUCCAUAUGACUAUUCCCAGGCCAAAAUGCCUAUCCAGAUUACUACCCAACCUCGGCCUUCUCCUGCCACUAACAGUCCUCAAACCUCCACUCCAACCCCAGAAUCUACAACUCCUGAAAUCCCACCUUUUCCCUUUGACCCCUACUACCAUCCUGGAAUGUCCAUCUACGACCAGGACCAAAGCUAUGAUCCCAGUACACACGCCGAAAAGACAUCAGGGGCUCAAGCUUCCCUAGAUUCUGACCAUUAUAGAAGAGGAAGCUUUGCCCGCACUCCUGUGGCGAGUCCAACCCAUGCACCCCAUCCUACCACCAACCCCACUCAUAACCCCUCACACCAUCACAUCAUUCAUCCACAACCUUCAACCAUUCCUUCCCCUCAUCGUCCCAACCCAGGGCCCCCUGGAGAUCUGUCAGACCCCGUGAUGAAAGACCCUGGUUUCAAGACUGAUACACACACACCCUGUGGCUUGUCCGACCAGGACUGUGACGGAUCCUUAGGUUGCUGCUCUUACCUCGUGAAUGAGUGUACAUCGGGGCGUCAAUUUGUCUUUGCGGUCCCUGGCUCUCUGGUGGACCCCACGGUCUCCCAUCCCCCUCUACCUGUGGACAGCCAUGUGUCCUGUACCCCCCAGAGGAUGACCUCUGGCCUGUACAGUGUACCCCUGGAUGGCUGUGGAGUGCACAGAUACGAGGAUGGUCAGGCCAUGGUCCACUUGUUGGAGUUCAACGCUCUACUUUCCACACAACAUAAACACAGCACCACGUCUGAAGACUCACCUGUCCGGUUGAUGGUGGAGUGCAGGUCUAUUCCUGGUUCUCCCGGAAGGGUGAGGUACCAGGUGAUGAACACCACCCCUAGCCCCCCUGUCCCCACUCAGGGCUCAUUGGCUGUCCAGCUACGAAUCGCUACAGAUGAGCACUACAGCAGCUUCUACUCAGAGAAACAUCGACCACUCAGUCUACUUCAGGGGCAACCUUUGCACCUGGAAGUGGGUCUGCUGAGCCCCCCAGACAUGGACCCUGGCCUGGUGCUCCUGGUGCACUACUGUCUGGCCUACCCAGACACACCACGGGCCCGCUGGCUGCUCAUCUAUGAUGGCUGUCCCAGCCGUGGUGACUCCCAGGCCCCUCCCCCACCACCUGCCCAACCCCGUCACACCCGGAGGCUCACAAUCACCACCUUCCAGUCUUUACCCACAGGAAGUCCCUCCCACCUGGAGAUCUACUUCAUGUGCUCCACGGAGGUGUGCUCCCCAUCAGACGGGGACUGUAUUGAGGGCUGCUUCAGUUUAGAGUUGAUUUAACACUCCUAUAAUGGUUUGGACAAUUGUGAGCACAAGGUAGGAGUAUAAACAAUCUAUUUCUUGAAGUUACUAAAAUGUACUGUAUUAAUACUGUAGUGCUCAAAUGUACGUGUUUCUUAGUGUUCAACUUGACACAUUAACUGUUAUUCAUUUGUAGGACCAAAGCUGGACAACUGAACAAAUUAAUAAAUACACAUUUAAUCACAA
This is a messenger RNA of Oncorhynchus tshawytscha (Chinook salmon), 4350 nucleotides long. Its product is annotated as zona pellucida sperm-binding protein 1. The record is from RefSeq and is a predicted model, not a curated record. Bases 100 to 4143 code for a protein of 1347 amino acids. The transcript is spliced from 13 exons. Gene Ontology annotation, biological process: binding of sperm to zona pellucida; prevention of polyspermy. Gene Ontology annotation, molecular function: structural constituent of egg coat; acrosin binding. Gene Ontology annotation, cellular component: egg coat. NCBI's taxonomy places the organism in Eukaryota, Metazoa, Chordata, Actinopteri, Salmoniformes, Salmonidae.